This is a messenger RNA of Micropterus dolomieu (smallmouth bass), 3801 nucleotides long. It is a transcript of the gene lingo2, whose product is annotated as leucine rich repeat and Ig domain containing 2. The transcript has 8 exons. NCBI's taxonomy places the organism in Eukaryota, Metazoa, Chordata, Actinopteri, Centrarchiformes, Centrarchidae. Gene Ontology annotation, molecular function: protein binding. Bases 862 to 2703 code for a protein of 613 amino acids. The record is from RefSeq and is a predicted model, not a curated record. Gene Ontology annotation, cellular component: plasma membrane.
GCGGUGACUGUAGCAGAAAUGUCAAAUAUGCUCAGCGGUUUAUCAAUUGUAAUUUUUUUUAGAAAGGUUGAAAAAAACGGGAUAUUUACGAGAAAAUAUUUAAACGGAAUAACAGCACAAUAGAACUGUAACAUACAGGAAAAUCCCGGGGAAAAUGGGAGGUUUGACAGGUAACGUUAAGGUUAGCUGGGUAGCUGUGAGUGAGUGACAGAAACGGACAGAGGAGUUAACAUUAACAGUUUAAACUGACAGGGAUGGAGACCUGGAGAGAGACAUAAGAAACAUCUGUGUCUGAGGUCAAGGCAAAACCCAAACUCAGGACCUGCUGCCAUAAGGAAGCUCCAGAGGUUUGCUGGCUUUACUGCUUUCUGUAAGGACAGUGCUAUUCUUGUGAAGAAGAGCCAAACUGAAAUGAUCCAGAAAAAAGGCGCCAGCAUCUCUAUCUUUCACCAGAAAUAUUCGACAUAAGGCUGUGAUUAAAACAGAUCGCAAAGUGGCUGAAUCUGUGUAGGCACCUAUUGGCUCUCCUGGCAGAAACCAGACAUGUUCUUUGCCUCCCUUCCUGCAUGACCCUGGAGUAAGUGACCUGUGAAUAGAGUCACACUGGGGAUUUUCCGAAGGCCUUCCUUUCUUCUAUAACAGUGUAUGGACGUCUGACAUUGAGAAGCCCGGCAGCACUCUGCAAACGGCACCCCAUGCAGUGCCACACAGGAGGUCUGGAACAAUCUGGGCUUGUGACCUCACCUCAAAGAAAAACAAGCAAUAAAAGAUUGAAAACAGGGACGACUACAGCAAAAGAAGGGAGAAAACAGCAGGCCAUGGCCGAGGGGAUGAUUGUUUCUCAAAGUGAACCGUGACAGAAUGGUGGACUGUAUGAGCAAAGUCAUGCUGCACACGGUUGUCUCAUGCUGGCAACCAUUCCUGGGACUGGCCCUUGUGGCUGUCUUUGUGAGUUCUACCCUGGGAUGUCCCUCGCGCUGCGAGUGUUCGGCCCAGAGCAAGGCAGUUGUCUGUCACCGCAAGCGCAUGCCCACCAUCCCGGACGGCAUCCCAACAGAGACCAGGAUCCUGGACCUGAGUAAGAACAAGUUGACAAUGAUCAACCCUGAUGACUUUGUUGCCUUCCCUGGGCUUGAGGAACUUGAUCUCAGUGGAAAUAUUAUCAGUUAUGUUGAGCCUGGAGCUUUCAACGCCCUGUUUAACAUGCACUUGCUUAGUCUCAAGAGCAAUCGCAUCAAACUCAUUCCUCUGGGCGUCUUCACAGGCUUAACAAAUCUUACCCGACUGGAUAUAAGUGACAACAAGAUUGUGAUCCUCCUGGAUUACAUGUUUCAGGACCUGCACAAUCUAAAGUUUUUGGAAGUGGGUGACAAUGAUCUGGUUUACAUUUCUCACCGUGCAUUCAGUGGACUUUUAAGCCUGGAGAUGCUAACCUUAGAGAGGUGCAACCUUACAGUUGUACCCACUGAGGCCCUUUCUCACCUGCACAACCUGGUCAGCCUCCAUCUACGAUACCUCAGCAUCAGCACUUUGCAUCCUUACUCAUUCAAAAAGUUGUUUCGGCUGCGGAAUUUAGAAAUUGAUAAUUGGCCUUCACUAGACCAUGUGCCGGCCAAUACCCUGCACGGCCUCAACCUGACCAGCCUAUUCAUAACCAACACCAACUUGUCCUCCUUCCCAUACCAAGCCCUGAAGCAUCUGCCCUACCUAACACACCUCAACCUGUCCUACAACCGCAUUAGGCACAUUGAAGGGGGGAUGCUGAUGGAACUGGUCCGGCUUCAAGAGCUCCAUUUGGUUGGAGCUCAGCUAACCGCCAUUGAACCGUAUGCCUUCCAGGGCCUGCGGGGACUCAGAGUCCUCAAUGUCUCUCACAACAGACUGGAUACACUGGAGAAGGGUGUUUUUCAGUCUCCUGAGACUCUGCAGGUUCUUCUGAUUGACAACAACCCCUUGGUUUGCGACUGUCGUCUCAUGUGGAUCCUACAGAAAAGGCACUCCAUCUUCUUUGGGGAUUCACAGCCAGAGUGCAGCACACCUGAAGGUAUUCGUGGCAGGCCUUUCAAGGAGUUUAAGGAGACUCUCCUGUCUUACUACGUGACAUGUACCAAGCCAAAAAUUCGUGAGAAUAAAACUCAAACGAUCACGGUGGAUGAGGGCCAGCAGGCGAUGCUGCGCUGCAAUGCUGAGGGGACACCAAGACCCAUUGUGUCCUGGUUGUCCCCACGUCGACGAGUUCUGACAAGUAGGAGCCAUGGUAGGGUUACUGUCCACAACAAUGGUACACUGGAGAUCAAGUCAGCAGAGGUACAAGACAGCGGAGUGUACCUUUGCCUUGCCUCCAACACUGCUGGGAAUGACACUCUGAUGACUUCAUUGGCGGUGAAAAGUCUGGGAUCACUGUACGCUAACAGGACCCAGUACUACACGGAUCCCAGCAAUACCACUGCCAAUGGGACGGCCGGUGUGACCCUCGGUUUAGACCUAAAGACUAUUUUAGUGUCAACUGCUAUGGGUUGUUUCACAUUCCUGGGAGUGGUCUUGUUUUGUUUCCUGCUCCUUUUUGUUUGGAGCAGAGGGAAAGGAAAACAUAAAAACAACAUUGAUGUUGAAUAUGUGCCUCGCUCAAAGUCUAACGGCACUAACGUUGACUCAGUAGAGGGACAAGCUGGUCCUCGUCGUUUUAACAUGAAAAUGAUGUGACUUCUUAUAUAGAACCAAGAUUCUGGAUUGUGGAAUUGCCCAAAGUACAAUGUAUUUUUAUGAAUAUCAGACUACUGAACUUCCCACUGCACCAGGGAGAGUGGUAGUGAGUAAGUUUGGGGCAUCAUAACAAGAUGAGCAGUACCUUAUCUCACUCGAUCUUGACAUAAUGCUUGGAUACUGUGUUUCAAAUACAGAAGAUCGUAGUAGGAAAUUCUCUUAUGUAAUUUCCAGCGGGAAACUUCUUCAACAUGGAUGAGGAGUGAUAACUGCUGCUGCCAUGGGGACCUGAAGGGAAUAGGUGUCAGUUAUCAGCUUUUUGAAAUUUAUAUGUCCAAAAAGGACAUUUCGUUUUGGGUUGGAUCUACAGACUCUGCUGAACCAUGUACAGUACAAAUUUGUAUCUAAGCUAUUAACCUUCUUUGUUUAGUCUUGCGCCAUGCUUAUUCACUGAACAAAUCAAUGAAACAGACCACAAUUUCCUAUGUUCGAUACAUUGCAUAUGUGUACCUAAUGCUUCAUUAUGUACAUGUAUGUACAUAUUCAUUCAAAAUAACUACUCAUAGCAAUAUUCAUGGGAUGCAUUAGCCAAAAUUGAUAUACCCCAUAUGUUCAGCAAGAACUUUCUUUAGACUUUUGAAGUUUCCAUGGAUACAGGAAGGGCUUAUAUGGGUGAUUAUAUGUCCCUGCUCCCCCAAUUGACUCCUAAAUAUUAACAAAUAUAUAUUAUUUAUCAAUGAAAAUAGAAGAAAAAAGAUUUUAUUUAUGAAAAAUGUUGAGCAAAUGUUUUGCAAAAAUCAGUCCUCAAACACUGUUCAGGAUCUAAUAUAACACUUGGAUCAUCAUAAAGAUGACCCAGUAUUGGUCAUAGUACCUACAUGAACCACCUUUUUGUCCUAUUUUUGUCUCUUUUUAUUACUUUGACUGUACCUUUGCUGGUUGGCAAAAUACAUGUGUCAAUUUUACUACAGUGACAUUUGCAUAAUUUUCCCCAGUAGGAAAUUUGGACUUUGUUGUGGUAGUUCCUCAUUUUGUUGUUGAAUCAUUUAGAUUGUGAAAACUUUAAAGUAAAGGUAAAAAAAAAUGUAUGUGAAAUAA